GUCCUCGUUUAGUUUUGACUCCUCUUGCCGCCGACCUCGCGGCCAGAUUAAAGAUUUGACUGCCCAUGUCUCGGGAAGAGACGCGCAAGUUUGUCCACACGGCUGUUUUUGGGGAGGUUUUGUCGCGGCGUUUCGGCACUGUUCCCUUAGCCGACUAAGCUAGCCAACCAGCCCUCGGCGAUGUCAUCGUGGCGGCGGCUGCAUGUGAAGGCGCGGACGGCUCACGGACUGCUAGUCUCCAGACGGGUGACAGGCGACCGGCACACGGGGCUGCACGGAAAUUUAACGCUAUGUCAAAGCCUGAGCACAGGCAGACCUGCCCGAAGCGACUUCUUUAAAGAUCUGGAGGCGCAGCUGGCAGCCAUGAGGAAGAAGGCGGCGGACGCACUGCCAGGGAGCAGCUGGAGUCCCUUUGAGAUCAACCCGAACCUUCCUCCGGAGAGGGCCGACAUUGUGAUCGUUGGCGGCGGUGUGAUCGGCUGGUCCAUCGCCUACUGGCUCAAGCAGAGGGAGAGGGUGCGAGGAGGGGUGAAAGUUGUGGUGGUGGAGAAGGACCUGACGUACUCAAGGGCCUCCACGGUGCUCUCCGCCGGGGGGAUCCGACAGCAGUUCUCCCUGCCCGAGAACAUCCACCUCUCCCUGGCGUCCGCAGACUUCCUGAGGAACGUCAAUGAACACCUGGGCGUGCUGAAUGAAGACCAGGUGGACCUGCAGUUCAACCACUCGGGAUACCUCUUCCUGGCCAGCCAGGAGGUGGCUCACAUCAUGGAGGAGAACUACAGCACCCAGAGGUACGCUGGAGCCAAAGUUUCACUUCUCUCUCCCGCACAACUGAAGGAGAAGUUUCCGUGGAUAAACACAGACGGUGUGGUGCUUGCUUCAUAUGGGUUGGAGAACGAGGGCUGGUUUGACCCCUGGGCUCUGCUGAACGCCUUCAGAAGGAAGGCCAUCUCAAUGGGAGUCAUCCAGUGCUGCGGAGAAGUUACGGAUUUUAAAUAUACAGUAAACAUGAUGACGACUGCUGAUGGUGAACAUGUGGAGUUCAGGAGAAUAAAAUCUGUCAAAGUGCAGAUGCCUAACAGUCUGGAGUACCAGCCCGUGGAGUGUGCCAUUGUGGUGAAUGCAGCAGGAGCCUUUUCUGGUAAACUGUCGGAGAUGCUGGGAAUUGGCCUCGGCCCUAAAGACACCAUCGCUGGAAUUCCUCUGCCCGUUGAGCCUCGGAAAAGGUAUGUGUAUGUAAUCCACUGUCCUGAUGGUCCAGGUCUAGACAGUCCCCUCCUGAUUGAUUACUCUGGAGCUUACUUCAGAAGAGAGGGGUUAGGAGGGAACUACAUCGCUGGGGCAUCGCCGGAGGAGGCGGAGGAGCCAGAUACCAGUAAUCUAGACGUGGACCACCAGUUUUUUGAGGACAAGGUCUGGCCAGGCUUGGCCCAUCGUGUUCCUGCUUUCGAGAAACUUAAGGUGACCAGCGCGUGGGCAGGUUACUACGACUACAACACCUUUGACCAGAACGGCAUCAUCGGUAUGCACCCGCUGGUCAACAACAUGUACUUUGCCACGGGCUUCAGCGGCCACGGCCUGCAGCACUCCCCCGCGGUGGGGCGUGCUGUGGCGGAAGUCAUCCUGGAUGGAAGCUUUAAAACGCUGGACUUGAGCGGACUCGGCUUCAGACGGAUUCUGGCCCAGGAGCCCGUGCUGGAGAGGAACAUCGUGUAGAGGAUCUCGAACCUGCCAUUCGCACUGCAGCCAGUGCAAAACUAUUACAACUUUGGUCUUAUUUUCAUAGCUGCAUGAACAUUAUUCCCAUCAGUAAUCAUAACAUUGUACACACCAAAUUAAUCACUGAGAUCUGGGAAUGUGGUACCAGACGAUCAAGACUCUUUUCCUAAGAAGACUAGCAGCAUCAGUUGUUUCAGCGAACACGUUCAAGAUCACUUUCAAGUGUCAAAAACUUCUAAAAUUCAAGAAGUUACGAUUAUUCACAGUGUAACACUGUUAUAUGACCUGGGGCCCGCAGAGGGAGGAUGCUGGGGGUGGAUGGAUGGGUCAACGUCAGACUUUAUAACGGGAGAUCGCUUUUUCGUUUCCGGUGUCUUCCAGCAGCUAACGCUAGCUCGAAGCCUCGGCGCAGGAGGAGUAGUCGACCAGAGGUGCGUUCACGUGAUGAUUGACAGCCGUGAGCUCCAGCCCCUGACUUUGACUUUGUCUGAUUGGUUAGAAGUAGUCAUCGAGUGGUCAGAGUAGCCAUUUUAAACUGACCACAGUCUUUUACCUAACCCCGACCGACUCAGUAAACAGUUUUAUUUACGCAACAGUGAUUUGUAAGGUGCUUGCAGAUGGUAAUUGUCCUGUCGACAGGUUCAAAUCAGGAAACAAUUACACGUGUUGUUAUGGUGGGCGUUUUACAAGGAAUUGUGUCAUUUCAUUUGGCCCGACAGGUUUUAAACAAUCCCCCACAUUAGACAAAAUUAUUUGAAAGAGAAAAGAGAGGCAAACAUUGAAAUUCUCACCCAAACCGUCCAGUGUAAAGUUUCCAGACUGGCCUCCUGCCUCAGCUUUUACCUACCGACCCUCUGUAGUUGUGCAGGCCCAGGUUUCCUGAGCAAUGAGGGAGUAUUACUGGCAUUUCAGUUGCGCUCAUUUGCAUUUUUAUCUCCAAAUAGAGUGGUUUAGAUCAUCUGGAUUGAGAUCAUCUGGCUAAGAUCAUCUUCAGACUUCCCAGAUCUCAGCCAUGACUUUAGUGCAGUGCAAUGUUAUCAUAACCGAUAGAAAUGAUUCCAAAAAUUGAAACAAAAUAAGGCUGAAGUCGUACUAAAUAGGGAUUAUCUUUACAUUUUUCUUUUGUUGGUAAACUACAUAGCUUGUAGGACAUCUCUCAGGUCAAAGCUUUGAGCGACCUUGGCUUUUCAAGGACGAUACGAUGACGAUAAUGUUUGUAUAAUCAAUCCGCACCUCACAUCAGAGACCUCGAGGCCUUUUCUGAGGGGGGAACCAACUUUCAAGCUCGUGUGAGCGAUGCCUACUCCGUUUUGAGCUGGAGGAAGAAGUUUCCUGAAGAAAUCGGUUGAAGGAAACUUUAAAAAAAAAAUACUGGACUGGAGGGACUCCAUUCGGAGAACUGUUUAGUGUGUAUGGAUGGAUGGAUGGAUGGAUGGAUGGAUGGAUGGGGAGGAGGGAGGUGAGAAGACCCUUGAUACACUAUGAACUGUAAUAAUUACCAAAAUCCUGAGUUUUGCUUUUUUUUGAUUUCCAUUGAAACUGGGUGUGAGGUGCCACUGUGCAGUACAUUGGCAAGUGCACAAAUGUUUGUGGAAACAUCAGCAACAACUCUGGUUUCAGAUGAUUUUAUGUAUGUACUAUACAUAAUGUAUACUGUAUUACAGUACAAUGCAAACCCGUACAAUAGCUUUACAAUGUAAUGCUUAGUUUUUGUUAAAACUCCCUGAUGUAUUGAUUUACAUUACACCGUAAGAUAUAUUUGUUACGUUCUGGUACUUUUUAUAGUUAAUUGUGUAUUCAUUAUUGUAUCAGUACGCAAACCUUUUCUGAUUCACUCCUGAGUCAAUAUAAAUUGAUAAUUUGUUGUGUAUUUAUAUGCGUCAGUGUGAUCAAAUUUGAUUAAUAAUCAACAUUUUUAUAGAAAAAUGGGCUUCAGUUGUGUCGUCAUUGCAUGUCUUCUCUAGGUGUUGCUGCUCAUACAGAUCAGGGAUCAGAUUCAAUUUAUUGUAAAUGCAUAGUACAAGCACUAAUUCAAUGAAAACAAUGUCGCUGCCCGGCUAAGGAAUUAAAGAAAGGUCUGAGUAACUUUCAAAUUUCCUGCAAAUAACUCCAUACUUAAUUCUGAAAUUUAAGCAGCUCUGAAUACUACUGCAAAUUUAAAAAAUGUAUAUCACUGGAAUAUUUUAUUCUACCUGGAUUGAUAAAAAUAAAAGUUUAAAAAGUUU
Messenger RNA from Xiphias gladius (swordfish), 3944 nucleotides. RefSeq names its product FAD-dependent oxidoreductase domain containing 1 (gene foxred1). Gene Ontology annotation, cellular component: cytoplasm. Lineage: Eukaryota; Metazoa; Chordata; Actinopteri; Istiophoriformes; Xiphiidae. Bases 181 to 1716 code for a protein of 511 amino acids. The record is from RefSeq and is a predicted model, not a curated record. Gene Ontology annotation, molecular function: oxidoreductase activity. The transcript has 11 exons.